Molecule: messenger RNA, 875 nt
Organism: Trifolium pratense (red clover)
Lineage: Eukaryota; Viridiplantae; Streptophyta; Magnoliopsida; Fabales; Fabaceae
Product: LOB domain-containing protein 4
Exons: 2
Coding region: 168-683 (171 amino acids)
Source: RefSeq, a predicted model, not a curated record
UAGCUAUAAUCUUCACCACACGCCCUCUCCUCUUAACUUUCACUUUACUACUCUUUUUCUCUUUGCUAUAUAUACAUCUCUCUUCUUAUUAGACAUUGAUAGUUAAGUUAGUUAAGUUAGUUAGUUUGAAGGGAUAUAUAGAACAAAUUAAUUAAUUAAUUAAUUAGAUGAAAGAGGGUAACAAGAAGCAGGGUGCAGCUUCACCCUGUGCUGCAUGUAAGCUUCUAAGAAGAAGGUGUGCUCAAGAUUGUGUUUUUGCUCCUUAUUUCCCUGCUGAUGAGCCACAUAAGUUUGCUAAUGUUCAUAAAGUCUUUGGUGCUAGUAAUGUCAACAAGAUGCUUCAGGACUUACCUGAACAUCAAAGAGGGGAUGCAGUGAGUAGCAUGGUGUAUGAAGCUAAUGCAAGAGUGAGAGACCCUGUUUAUGGUUGUGUAGGGGCCAUUUCGUCACUUCAGCAACAAAUUGAUGUGCUACAAACCCAAUUGGCUGUGGCACAAGCUGAGGCAGUACACCUAAGGGUGCGCCAAACUGCAUCAUCAUUUUGGAAUAGUGCAGGGCAUAGCCCUACUAGUCCAACCUAUAGUGGCUCUCCAUCAUCCAAGAUCAAUGAAUCACAAGCCAAACAUAUUUUUGAUAUGGACAUGGUGGUGGUGGACCAAGAUGGGUAUGGUGGUGACUGGUGAUUCAAUGUGGUGAUGCAAUGCAACAGUUACUAUUAAAAUUAAAAUAUAUAGUUAUAUACUAGUAGUACCUAUUUAGCAUAUGUUUGAUAUCACGGUGAAUGUAUCAGAAUCACGAUGACUCACCGUAAUUUUGCAAAAGUUACACUUUGUAUCUUUUAAAAAAUCACAAUAGAUCACCGUAAUUCUGACAUA